Molecule: messenger RNA, 5083 nt
Organism: Salvelinus namaycush (lake trout)
Lineage: Eukaryota; Metazoa; Chordata; Actinopteri; Salmoniformes; Salmonidae
Product: Nance-Horan syndrome protein-like
Exons: 4
Coding region: 1-4215 (1404 amino acids)
Biological process (GO): cell differentiation; lens development in camera-type eye
Source: RefSeq, a predicted model, not a curated record
AUGGACAGGGAAGCAUCUUCUGGUAAAGUGAGCCAGAUGGAUAAGGAAGCAUCUUCUGGUAAAGUGAGCCAGAUGGACAGGGAAUCAUCUUCUGGCAAAGUGAGCCAAAUGGACAGGGAAGCAUCUUCUGGUAAAGUGAGCCAGAUGGACAGGGAAGCAUCUUCUGGUAAAGUGAGCCAGAUGGACAGGGAAGCAUCUUCUGGUAAAGUGAGCCAGAUGGAUAAGGAAGCAUCUUCUGGUAAAGUGAGCCAGAUGGACAGGGAAGCAUCUUCUGGUAAAGUGAGCCAGAUGGACAGGGAAGCAUCUUCUGGUAAAGUGAGCCAGAUGGACAGGGAAGCAUCUUCUGGUAAAGUGAGCCAGAUGGAUAAGGAAGCAUCUUCUGGUAAAGUGAGCCAGAUGGACAGGGAAGCAUCUUCUGAUAAAGUGAGCCAGAUGGACAGGGAAGCAUCUUCUGAUUCUGAUGAGUCUCCGGGCGCCAGAGGGAGGACAGUGGUUGUCCGAUGCAACACUGCUCUCUGUAGCGAGGACCUGUGCAGUCGUCUGAACACCAAGAAGGACUCUGGCUGCCAGACUGAAGACUUCCUGGUCUGCACGCCGUCCCACUGGAGGGUCCAGUACCAGCGUGGUCAGCAGGGGGUCAGCUCCACCCCCGUCCCGCUGUCCCUCUCCACCGGAAACAUCUCCUCUCUACUGGACACUUCGGAGCGCAACAACGCCAUGUUCUCCUCUUCGCUGGGGGUACGCCUGCGGUCACGCAGCCAGCCAAGGGAUGGGAGGAGACUGAUUGAGGUUCACCACCACAGUGAGGAGGAGGAAGAGGAGCUGUCUCCCUCCGAGACUGAUGACUUCCUGUCUGGGUUGGGGGAGCUGAAGGAGAAGGGGGAGGAAAGUGCAGAUGACCAGUCCCAGCCGGACCACCCUCUGGCCAGCCUGAAGUACCAGCAGCGCACUGGCAGCCCCUGGCUUGACAGGAGCCAAUCCCGCCUCCCCCGGAAGGUUGAAAUGGGGAGCUGUGAGAUGUCCUCCAGCUCAGAUACCUUCUCCAGUCCGCUCCACUCUACAUCCACCAGGCAGGUUGUAGGGUGUCAGAUGGACCAUAAAGACGACCACCAAUCUUCUAGUGGGAACUGGAGCGGCAGCAGCUCAACAUGCCCUUCCCACACCUCUGAGACCCUCCCCACGGCGGCCUCCCCCCAGCUCACUGGCUCCUCCCACUGUGACUCGGAGCUGUCGCUGAACACCGUCCCCCACGCUACAGAUGACCCUGCCCCCAUCCUCAUCCUGGACCCAUACCAGACCGACCGGCAGCUGGACGAUGCAGGGGUCAGCACGGCUAGUGAUGGGGAGUGGAGUUACCCCCACCCUGACGCCAGGCUCCAUGACUUCAGCCCUGAGCGCUCCAGAGAGGGGGAGGGGAGUCUGGGGUACCCCAGCUUUACCAGCAUGGCUACCUGUGAGAGCUUCACUACAGACAAGCCUCCUUCUGAGAAGGCUGACACUGUGUCAUACUACUCCAUAGACAAUGAAGGAUACUACACCUCCAUGCACUUUGACUGUGGUCUGAAAGGGAGCAAGAGCUUCAUGUAUAACUACUCUGACUGUGAACAGGAGCACAUGACUCUGGGGAGACGCUGUCUGACAUUGAGGAAACCUAAGGCCAAGCCCUCUGCCCCCAGACGCAGCUCCUCACUAAGAAAGAUCAGCGGGGGGGGAAAUUCUCCUGACGACACCGAACCAAAGAACCGCAGUGGGCAGCAAAGAAAGUCGUGUUCCAGAGAGAGGAGGUUACAGCUAGACCUAGAGGGCUCCCUGGGCCACCCUAACCUCCCUCACCCCGACCCUGCUCUGGGCCACCUGGAGGACCCUGUUCUGGGAGGGGAGGGGGGCCUGGGGGGGUUAGGGUUGGAGCAAGACCCUCUGGAGCCCCUAGCGGCCCUCGAGACCUGGCGGAUGGAGGACACCGAGGAGAUGCCGGGCUCCGGCCUGUUUGGUUCCUCUGACAGAGGCUCAUAUAAAGAUGAGGGAGCUGUCCAGUCAGACUAUGCAGAUCUCUGGCUUGUGAAUGACUUGAAGUCAAACACUGACCCCUAUCGCUCUCUGUCUAACUCCUCCACUGCUACCGGUACAACUGUUAUAGAAUGCAUAAAGUCUCAGGAGUGUUCAGAGUCCCAGACCUCCCAGUCAGGCUCCACCCCCUCACUGCCAUCAGUAGAAGGGGACUUCAAGAUGUCCUCCCUGCCCUCAGUAGAAGGGGACUUCAAGAUGUCCUCCCUGCCCUCAGUAGAAGGGGACUUCAAGAUGUCCUCUCUGCCCUCAGUAGAAGGGGACUUCAAGAUGUCCUCUCCAGAGAGGCUGGCCUGCUUAGUGUCACCAUCUAGUGGCUACUCCAGCCAAUCCGGCACCCCCACCUCUUCCUUUCCCUGCGCCUUCUUCCCCAGUCCCCUGUCACCCACCAAUCAGAAGAGGAAGCCAAAGAUUCCAGAGAGGAAGUCAUCUCUGUCCGUCACCACCAGAGAUCUGGAGCUGCCAGUCAUCCCCCCCAGCCACCAGGACCUCCGUGCCCUUCACAGCGCUAACCCUACCAGCCCUCCUCCAGUCUCUACCAAGCCCCCAGGCCACAGGAACCAGCUCUACCUCCUGCAGCAAAGCAAGCAGACGGCAGCAGCUGAGGCCAGGGCUGAGGCCAGAGCGGCAACCGAGACCUCCAGCAGUCUUCCCAUGACCAUCACCCCCACCGUGUUGCACUCAGUCCAGCUGAGGUCUGUGGGGAAGCAAGGAGAGGGGAGCCCUGACCGGCCCGGCCCAGAUGUUGCCACCAGACCCAAGAGUCCCACUGUGAACAUCAGCCCCCCUUCCAGCAGCAGGUCCCCUGAGUCUACAACCAGGAAGCAUCCAGCCUACAACUCCCAGGUUCCCCCCUCUCAACAGUACUGUGAGUCACUGUUGGCCCCCAGUGAAGGCCCUGUUGCUAGGGACCCAGCAGGUCACAGUAGCGUGAGGUACAGGCAGGACAGACACCCUGCUGAAGCCCAGUGGAGUACCACCACCUUCAGACAGCCUGUAGACCAAACACUGACAGACCAGGAGAGACUACCAGACCAGGAGAGACUACCAGACCAGGAGAGACUACCAGACCAGGAGACACUGGCAGAAGAGGACCAUACCAUCAGAGACCAACACCAGCCUCUCCUAGACCAACACCAGCCGCUUACAGACCAGCAGUCCCUGCUAGACCAGGAGGUCUGCCAGAGGGGGGCUGAGAUCACAAGAGUGACCCCAGGUCAGGAGGUAGAGGAACAGAAAGCUCUAUUCCCUGGGAGUAGCAGCAGUCUGGAGGAAGAACAGUACCGACCACUACCACCUGAGCCAUCUGAACUCCCAAGACCUGAAGACCUUUCGAUGUUUCCUGGUCAGCACAGCUUAGCCACAACAUCAGAGAGUCUAGACAAAGUGCCUGUUAAAAGUGAUCAGUCUGAAACAUUGCAAGCUUAUCCAAUCAGAGAUGUGGCUGGCAGAGAAGAGGAGUAUUCCAGACCCAGUGACAACUCUAUCUUUCCUCUGAGUGAGGAGACCAAGGCUGAGGGUGAGGUCUUCCUGUCGCCCACCAAGGCUUGCACUACAGAGGAGCUGUUUGCCAUGAUACACAGAUCCAGGAGGAAAGUUCUAGGUAGGAAGGAUUCUGGAGAGUUAAGUGCCCAGAGCCGUCUGUGUGCUGCGUCUGGGAGCACCUCACCUUGUACCCCAGUCACCCCACCUGGCAACACUGUGACUUCUCUGGUGAACCCCAGCACCCCAACCACCCCCACGGGCCCCCAGAAGGCCCCGGGGCCCAUCUACCGCAGCCUGAAGAAGUCCAGCACCUCCCACGAGGAGUUUAAACUUUUACUCCUGAAGAAAGGCAGCCGGUCAGAUUCCAGCUAUCGCAUGUCAGCCACAGAGAUCUUGAAGAGCCCCAUCGGCCCCAAUGCCCCUGGAGACCCCCUUGCUGAGAAGCCCCUCUCCCCCCCGCCAGGCACGGAGAAGCUCCCCAGCCCCUUCACAGAGGGCUUCUCUCCUAAAGGCCUGUCCACUUCAGCCUGUCCCAGACAGAACCGAUCCCGCAUCCCUCCUCCACCCACCAGCAGCCGUUACAGCAGCCGCAGCAGGCAGUACCCAGCCCCCAUGCAGGCCAUCUCAGAGGGCGAGACGGAGAACUCAGACAGGAGCCACUCCUAACAUACAGCAGCCGCAGCAGGCAGUACCCAGCCCCCAUGCAGGCCAUCUCAGAGGGCGAGACGGAGAACUCAGACAGGAGCCACUCCUAACAUACAGCAGCCGCAGCAGGCAGUACCCAGCCCCCAUGCAGGCCAUCUCAGAGGGCGAGACGGAGAACUCAGACAGGAGCCACUCCUAACAUACAGCAGCCGCAGCAGGCAGUACCCAGCCCCCAUGCAGGCCAUCUCAGAGGGCGAGACGGAGAACUCAGACAGGAGCCACUCCUAACAUACAGCAGCCGCAGCAGGCAGUACCCAGCCCCCAUGCAGGCCAUCUCAGAGGGCGAGACGGAGAACUCAGACAGGAGCCACUCCUAACAUACAGCACCUUUCAGAAAUGUAAAACAGAGGAACAUCUUAAGGUUUUAGAAUAGAUAGUAGAGAACAACUGGACCAGACUGACUUAGAACAUUUUAACUGUGUCUAACUAUUUAUAAUACAGUAUGUAUUUCUGUUUUUAGCUUUUGGUAUUGAAGGAAAACAGAGAGACUUAAGAACAGAAAUGAGAGAGAGAAACCUCUGUAGCUAUGUUCUUUAGAAAAAGAAAUGUUUUUUAAACUGUUAGGAAAGUAAACUGGAAUAUGUACUGUGUUAUAUGAAGGCAGUUUUUAUAUCAAGGCAACUUUGUGUUGUAGCUCUACAGAAAACACAUGGGUAUCUUCCAUUGUAACCCUUAACCGUAACCCUUAACCUUAACCCUUUUAUGAUAUUGCUGGAAAAUGCCACAUGUAUAGAAUAUAUCGAUAUGAGAUUUACAGUAUAAUAUAUUCACUUUUCACUAAUGGUGUAAAAGUUGUGAAAUACCUUAGAGUAACACAGUAUGAGUCAUA